AUGGGCAGUAGAAUUCUUGCUCAAUUAUUCAAUUGGGGCACUCUAGCUGGAGCUGAUCUCUCAGAUUGCUGGGAUUUUCCUUUCAAUAAGCAUCAUCAAUGGAUCUUCCGUUUGCUUGUACAUGUGAUUUUCACAUUUGGCUUGGACUUUGGACCUUGUUCCAUCAUUAGCUCUGGAUGGACCCCUAAUCCUGGUCCUAUUGAGUCUUCUGUUCUCUAUGACCAAGAUAAACAUGCCUCCUCUGCUGUCUGGGAAGGCCAGGAGCAUGGUGCGCUUAGAUGUCAUGAGCAUACCUUGAAGCCGGGUGAAUGGAAGCUUACACCAAAACAAAUUGAGUUGGUGGAGGAAGCUGGGUUUGGGUACUUGGGAAAGAUACCUGCUAUUAAUUUAGAUAACCCCUUAAUUUCUGCACUAGUUGAAAGGUGGAGGAGAGAAACAAAUACCUUUCACUUGACUGUGAUGACAGUAAGUCUUCAAGAUGUUGCAUUGUUAUUGGGACUGGCAAUUGAUGAGAAACCAGUCAUCGGAAUUACGUAUACAACUUGUAGUUUCCUUUGUGAAAGGCUAUUAGGGAGGUCGCCAGAUUCAAGCUAUGCAAGUGGUGGCAUGGUGAAGCUUAGUUGGUUGAAGGAGUACUUCUCUCAGUGCCCUGAAGAUGCACCAAUCGAAGAGGUUGAGCAAUGCACGCGUGCUUACCUUCUAUAUCUUGUAGGAAGUAAAAAUUUUUCCACUACUACUGGGAACAAAGUUCCUGUUAUGUAUCUGCCUCUAUUUGAGGACUUCGAGGAAGCUGGAAAGUAUGCCUGGGGUGCUGCAGCAUUAGCAUUUCUUUAUAGGGCACUUGGCAAUGCAUCUGUUAAAUCACAAAGUACCAUAUGUGGCUGUUUAACGCUACUGCAGUGUUGGGGUUAUUUUCAUUUGAAUAUCAGCCGACCCAAGCUUAAUCGGGACCCUAUCCACGACCAUUUCCCGUUUGUGCUUAGGUGGAAGGGAAAGCAAAGUGGGCGAACAACAAACCGUGAUGUAGUUUUUUACCGAAAGGCAUUGGACUUCCUGAAACCAUGUGAUGUGGAAUGGCGUCCAUACAAGUAUAUGCACGGUACUGUAAUCCCAGAAGAUAUCAAAACCGCCUUGUGACGCUGCUUUGUGACGCUGCUGAUGGACAUGGGAGUGAAUUCAUAUCUGAUGCAGUUAAGAAGGUUGAUGACGUACAUUCAGCGAGUCAUUUUUGUAUGUGCAUGGGAUGGGAUCUUUUGCUUUCUCUACUUUCUUCCUAGUAAAAGAUUUGUGUUUGUUUCUGAAGGAAGACUGUGGAGAGGCAAUGAUUUUCUCAAUAUCUGAACUCUAGCAUACUCUUCAACAAUGACAGCACAUUUGUGACUUCAUUCUACUGGAUCAAGUGAUUUCGCCAAUCCA
Messenger RNA from Tripterygium wilfordii, 1416 nucleotides. Its product is annotated as protein MAIN-LIKE 2-like. Lineage: Eukaryota; Viridiplantae; Streptophyta; Magnoliopsida; Celastrales; Celastraceae. Gene Ontology annotation, biological process: meristem development; meristem maintenance. The record is from RefSeq and is a predicted model, not a curated record.